GUACAAACUGGUGGUUCCUUUGAUAUUGACUAUAUUGUAACAGAUCCACGCGAAUAUUCUUUCUGUUUUUCAAAUGAUAUGUCAACAUUUGCCGAAAAACUCGUCGAUUUUGAAAUUUCGAUUGAAAAUGAACCUCGUGCCGAAUUACCACCAUCAAAAGGAAUUACUCCUGAUCAAACAAGUAGCAUGGAAGAAAGUUGUUUAAGACUUAGUAGCAGUUUGA
Dentiscutata erythropus is the source of this 223-nucleotide messenger RNA. Lineage: Eukaryota; Fungi; Glomeromycota; Glomeromycetes; Diversisporales; Gigasporaceae. The record is from the annotation of a GenBank genome assembly.